This is a messenger RNA of Odontomachus brunneus, 4644 nucleotides long. RefSeq names its product claspin-like. The transcript has 8 exons. The coding region runs from base 274 to 4500 and encodes 1408 amino acids. Lineage: Eukaryota; Metazoa; Arthropoda; Insecta; Hymenoptera; Formicidae. Gene Ontology annotation, biological process: mitotic DNA replication checkpoint signaling; mitotic G2 DNA damage checkpoint signaling; activation of protein kinase activity. The record is from RefSeq and is a predicted model, not a curated record. Gene Ontology annotation, molecular function: anaphase-promoting complex binding.
ACGUAUGGCGUGCUGCUCUUAGGUUUCUCUCUGCUCGAACAAACCUAUGGAAGAUAAAUUUGGCGCGAAAAAUCAUCAAGUACAGUCUGUUAACUCGUAUGGAGGUGUGCGGUGUCAAUUGGCUUAAGCGAUAGUUAAAGUAAGAUAAGCAUAUUGUUUUAUAAAUUUUCUAUGUCGUGCGCUUGAAAAAGAAGGUACACGCACGGAUCUUGUUUUCUCAGCACUGAAUUUUUUUUCAUUUUACUAAUAAAGAAAUCGUUUAUAUUUGUGUUAAUGGCAGUUGUUGAUCAUCCAACGACUACUAAUGUAACGGAAGUUUAUUUAAGUAAUUAUAAAGAUCUUAAUCAAAAUGAACAUCAUAUUGGAAAUGAUGAAGGAUCUUCUAAAGAUACUUCUUCAAAAGAUAUUUUAAAAGAUACUUCAAUAUGCAAUAAACACAUACAAGAAAUACAUAGACAAAAACAUGAUGGAAAUAUUGAAGAAAAUUCAAGAGAAACUGUUUGCAUAUUGUUUAGGGGAGAAAAUGAACAUUAUAUUGGAAAUGAUGAAUCUUCUAAAGAUAUUUCUUCAAAAGAUAUUUCUAAAGAUAUUUCAAUAUGCAAUAAACACAUACAAGAAAUACAUAGACAAAAACAAGAUGGAAACAUUGAAGAAAAUUCAAGAGAAACUGUUUGCAUAUUGUUUAGUGAAGAAAAUACUUCCUCUAAUCUCGAAAAUACUUCAUCUAUUCUCGAAAAUACUUCCUCUAAUCUUGGAAAUAUUUCCUCUAAUCGGGAAGAUAUACCAAAUAAUAAAGUUUCUAAUAAUUUGAUAGCUGAAAAUGGUAAUUUGAAUGAUAAGAUUGAUUCCAGUGAAGUCAGCAAAAUCAUUGAAAUGAGAAUUGAUGAUAAAUACUUGGGUGAUGGCGGUGUGAAUAUUAGUGAAAAAUUUCCAUCAAGGAAAUUCAUGACCUUUGUGGAUAGCGAUUCUGAGGAAGAUAUUACUAUAUAUGAAACAUCUAAUAAAUUUUUUGCUGUUGAUAAAAACAAGUAUUUUGAACAUUCACAAAUUACAAAAUAUAAGAAAAACUCUAAAAUUAUAAAAAGUAUAAAAGAACUAGUGGACAGUGAAUCUGAAGAUAAUGAAGAAACGUGUAAUAUAUAUAAUUCUUCUCAAACAUCUCCUAAAGCUACAGGUGUUAUUACUAAUGAUUACCAAAUUUUAUUUGAAUCUGAAUCUGAAAAAGAGAAAGAAACAAAAGACUAUUCUGUCAUAUUUGAUGAGACUGAUAUGUCCAAAAUCAAGAAUACUAAAGAAAAAUCUGUUAAAAAGAUAAAGGGCUCUAUAAGAGCUGCAAAAAAUGAGGCAAUGCAUAAAAUACAUAGUGAAAGUCAGCGUUUAUUGAGGGAAACAAGAGUUUCUUUGCCAUAUCAUAGACCUAAACAACGUACAUUACAAGAAUUUUUAAACAGAAAGAAAUUAUCAGUGACUCUUCCAAAAACAUCUUCUACAGCUGCAAAACUAAAAAUGUCGUCUACCAUAGUAAGUGAAAUCGUUGAAGAAAAGGAAAAAGAAGCAGAACAUUUUUACAAAUCUUCAGAUUCAGAAGAUGAUACACAUGAAGUCACUUCAGUCACUUGUGACAAUGUAAAAAAAUCUUUCACUACAAAUGAAGAGCAAUCCGUCACAGAUAUCGAACUCAUCUGUGCUCAAGACACACAAAAUAUUGAAAUAAAUGAUCAAAAUUCUCAUGGUAAAAAAGAGAUUGCACAACAAGAUAACACAGAUUUUAUUGCUCAUAAAAUAUUGAUUGAAAAUGAUUCUUGUGAAGCAGAUUAUCAAAGUAAUGGUCAUGUACUUGGCUUGCCGCUUCCAAAAUUUACAAAUGAUAUCUCUAUACUCGAUAGAGAAAAGCUAUCACCAAAAUUUGCGCCAAAUUUUAAAUUUACAUUAAAAGGAUCACCGGAUAUGAUUAUUGAUUUAACGGACGACGCAAAACCAAAUUCAAAAGGUGUAAAUAGCUUGUUGGACAGAUUUUUCUGCAAACACGUUGUUAAUACAAAUAAGCAGACUGAUAAUAAGUCUGAAGUAACUAUAAUACAUCUGCAAGAUACUGAGAACGGUCCCAUUCCGGUCAAGGAAGUACUCCCCGGGUAUAAAUUAUCCGCCAAUACCGAUCUCGAAUUGAACAAGCCUGGCGCUAAAUUGACGCGUUUGAAAGAACAUUUAAAGUUACAAAUGUCUCUGAAACGGAACGAAGAAUGGAAACAGAAGGAAACAGAAAUGCAAACGCAAGAAAAAGAGAUGUGGAAUGAGGAAGAAGAGAUCGAAUAUGAUUUAAACGGUCAAAAGAAAGCCGAUAUUUUUGGAUCAAGUGAUAGUGGUGAAAGCGAGCCUGAAGAGAAUGAUGUCUAUAUUAAGGAUAAGAAAAGGAAGAAGUGCUCAUUCGCAGACGAUGAAGCAGAAGUUACAGAUAACGAAAAUUCAGAUGCAGAUGAGACAGGUACGAAUGAAGCGGAACAUGGCAAACAAUCUACAAGUUUGAAGCAUAGAAAUGAGAAAAAAUACAUGGAUGAUAAUGAAACUGAUAUAGACGAAGUAGAAGAGGAAGAGGAGGAAGAAGAAGAAGCGGACGACGAAGACAAAUACACAGAUAAGGAUGAAAAUAAAGUUGAAAGUAAAACUGAAUUUAUGGACAAAAAUAACGAUAAUGUUGGUAAGAACAUUAAUAUUGUCAGAAAUGAAAAGAAAAGAAAGCGGUUAAUACAGAAAUAUCAAGACGACUCAGAAGAUGAAGAUAGCCAAUCAAAAAGCAUAGUGGAUACACAUAUAUCUAAAUCUGAUAAUAAUGGUUGCAUAAGUGGGAAUGAACAGCAGCCAGAAGUCGCUACAAAAAGUCACAUAUGCAAGACACCUAUAACAAGGACAAGCAUGCUCGAUUUUGUUUCUCCUAUAACACAAUUAAGUAUAUUAAAUAACUCCUUUGAUUCUAACAAAAUAGAACAUUCGAUUGAUAGGUAUGAAUUCAUGAAGAAUACACAGAGUAAUCAGUCGCCUGAACACGCGCGCGAUGAAAUUAGAUAUAUUUCACAGAAGAAAUUGUUUUAUGACAUCGAAGAAAGUAUAGAUGAUGAAUAUCUUAUGCAAUUAUGCUCAACUAAAUUUCAAUCUACACAAAGGAGCGAUUUAGAUUUAAAGAGUUCGACAUCACGAUGUAAUACUAUUGAGUCACAGUCGCAUGAAUUCGAUGCAGGAAGUUCCAGCGCGAAAUCGACCAAUGUGAAAGAAUUAAGAAAUUCAGAAAUGGAGUAUCAAAUCUCUCAGGAGAAGGAUCUUUUUAAUAGUUCUGUAUGCUGCGCAAAGAAAGCAGAGAAAGUCAGCACGGCGGAUUCAAAAUUAAAAUUGAUGAUUGUUUCUUCAGACGAAGAAGAUGCAUUCUUAAAGCCCAAGAAACGUUCAAUUAAGAGACUGAAUUUAUCUGAUUCAGAAGAAGAUGCUCGAUCUUGCAUUGAAGAGGAUGACAGUACGAAUGAUGAAGAGACGGAAGAAAAGUAUGUAGACUAUGAUUCUGAGGAAAACGAAGUGAUGGUUAUACCGAAGAAGGAUAUACAAAAAGUCGCAGCUGAUUUCUUGGAAAAGGAAGCUGAAUUGAGUGAAAGUGAUUGGGAUUCCGCUGAUGAGGAUGAAAAGGACUUGGAUAAAUUGGAAUUUGAAGAGGCUGAUGAAGAACACUUGGAUGAGGAUGAAGUGAGAAACCAACUGGGGAAGAUUCAUAUGAAACAAGUGCUGGAUGAAGAUAAAAAAGAGGUUCGACUGCUUAAGGAAUUGUUGUUUGAGGAUGGUGAUUUGCAUACAGAUGGAGCAGGUCGUGAGCGAAAAUUCAAAUGGAGGAAUAUAGAUAAAUUAGGAAAUGAUAUCGAGAUGCCUCAAAUGCUUGGCGAGAAUGAUGGUUGGGUAGAUUUGCAAGAAGAUGAAGAAGAAGCAAAGUGGAAUAAACACAAACACGAAAGGGACAAAUUUCUCGAAGAAAGAAUGAAAACUUUAAACAACGAAAUCGAAGAUGAUUUAUGCGAUAGUCAAAUUUUCAAAUUUGGACUGGAAACACUCAAGAAAACCAAGAGCAACGAGUCUCAAAAACAAGUUUCUUCGGACAAAGCGGAUUUAUCCGAAAAUAUGGAACCGAUCAUGCCACGGAAUAUAACGGAUCUUUUGUAUGCUCCAAACACUGGGAAAAAAUCUCAGACAAUAUAUGAUGUCAUAAAAAGACGUUCACUUUUAACUCGAGGAGAAGAAUCAUUGGCGAGAAUAGCUUCAUUGGCAAAACAAAAUGAUCCUGCUUCUCAUACGGUAAACACAAGAAAUUUUGUCUUCCAAUAUAUCGAUCCGUGUGCAAAUAAUACGUCCAAAUACGAGGAAACGAAAGAAGCAAAAGAAGAAAGGGAUCGGCAUUUGCAAAAUCAGCUUCGAAAAAGGAAGGUAAAAUUGGAUUUUAACUCAGCAAUGAAGAAAAGGCGGAAAUAGAGAUUAACCUUAAAGAAAAAUGCUUUUUUAUUUUCUAAGAAACUGUGAGAUAUGUAUGUUCGUGCGUGUGUUUAGAUAAGUAACAUUUUUGACACAACUUUUUUCAAAUGUACAGAAUGAAUAAAUUUAUAUUUGUUAUGCCAA